Messenger RNA from Xyrichtys novacula (pearly razorfish), 468 nucleotides. The record is from the annotation of a GenBank genome assembly. Lineage: Eukaryota; Metazoa; Chordata; Actinopteri; Labriformes; Labridae.
AUGCCUGAAAAACGGAGGAAGGAGAGGCAGGCAGAGGUGACGGCGGCUCGGAGGGUCGCUUCUCUUCAAUGGGUCGAUCUUUUCCUGCGAGAUGAACUCAGACCACGUCAGGAGGAAUUUCAACGUUCUUCAUGGGUUGAAGGAUGGAGAAAGUUUUACAGGGAUGAUCCAGUUCAGCCCAGACAAAAAGAAGAAACAGAAGAAUUGUGCUUUCAGCGCAAAAUCAAUGUGACCCUCUCCAGCAUCCAGGGUUUGGAUGUUAGCGGCAGUUUAAGAUGGCAGAGAAGCAAAGGCAGACGUCCAGAAGAAGACGAAGAAUUCAUGAAGGCUCUCGUGAAAGAAUAUCAAAAAAUCAUAGAAAAGAGGACGGGAACAUCAAGGCUGCGAAUGGACAUGGGUUCAGCGUGUAGAUCUGUGAGGUUCUCUUUCUGGCAGAUUCAUCUUUCAGCAAGUCCACCUGGAGGUUGA